Etheostoma cragini (Arkansas darter) is the source of this 1686-nucleotide messenger RNA. Its product is annotated as indoleamine 2,3-dioxygenase 2-like. Gene Ontology annotation, molecular function: metal ion binding; L-tryptophan 2,3-dioxygenase activity; heme binding. Gene Ontology annotation, cellular component: cytoplasm. Gene Ontology annotation, biological process: 'de novo' NAD+ biosynthetic process from L-tryptophan. The coding region runs from base 249 to 1484 and encodes 411 amino acids. NCBI's taxonomy places the organism in Eukaryota, Metazoa, Chordata, Actinopteri, Perciformes, Percidae. The transcript is spliced from 10 exons. The record is from RefSeq and is a predicted model, not a curated record.
CAAAGCACACUGUACCAAAGAGGGAAUUUUAGCUUUACUCUGUGAACUCCUAACAUUACAAUACAAGAGAUAUGAUUGGUUCUUUGCUGUUGGGAGGGUGCAAAAGGGAUGUGACAAAGAUAGUCAAAUCUGACUCAGAGCAAAUUCAACAAUUGAUAUCUGUGUGUCACAGUCACAGAGUAAUUUACCUCUCAAAGCCGAUGUCCUACAACACACAGGGUACAGCGUAGGCCCUUAGGGCAGAGCAUAUGGAGACUAACAGCAGAGAACGACUGAAGGCAGACUUUGAUGCAUUUGAUAUUUCUGAGGAGCUUGGAUUUCUCCUUGAAGAGCCACUGACUAACCUUCCAGACUAUUAUCGGGUGUGGUUGGACCUGGCAAAUGAUCUCACAGAUCUGAUAGAGUCACAUAAACUACGGGAUCUAGUUCACAAGAUGCCGGUCUUGAGUCCCGAUUUCUUGAGUGACCAUCGAGAGCUAAGGCUGGCUCACCUAGCGCUGGGAUUCAUCAGCAUGGGAUAUGUAUGGCAGGAAGGACAACAUGUGCCUGCUCAGAUUCUUCCAAAAGCCCUCGCCUUGCCAUAUUGGCUGGUAUCUCGUAGACUCGGCCUUCCACCCAUCCUGACUUAUGCAGAUUCAGUUUUAGCCAACUGGAAAUUAAAGAAUCCCACAGGGGAUAUGGAAAUUGGGAACAUGGACUUGAUAUUUUCAUUUCCUGGUGGUGAGAGUUGCAGGGGAUUUUUCAUAGUUUCAUUGUUGGUCGAGAUGGCUGCCAGUUCAGGCAUAACGGGGGCUCUGGAGGUGAUGCAUGCUAUGAAAACCUUGGAACUCAGUGGCAUACAGAAAGGUCUUGUUAAAGUAACUCAGUCUUUGAAGAAAAUGAAGGAGACGUUCAAACUCAUGCACAAUCAUGUGGAUCCAACUGCCUUUCAUGGAACAUUGAGAAUUUUUGUCUCAGGGUGGCGAGACAACCCCAUGCUUCCAAGGGGGCUGUUGUAUGAAGGUGUGAGCAAUGAGCCAAUUUUGUUAUCAGGCGGAAGUGCAGCCCAGAGUUCAACCAUUCAGUGCUUUGAUGCUUUACUGUGCAUCCAGCAUGAGGAUGAGACAAGAUCCUUCCUGACACGCAUGAGGGAAUACAUGCCUCCUGCCCACCGUCAGCUGAUAGAAACUCUGUCCGUCUGUCCUUCUCUGAGAGACUUCAUCCUGUCCCACUCCAGCUCUGAUCUCUGCCAGGCCUACAAGUCCUGUGUCUCAGCGCUUGUGGAUUUACGGAACUACCACCUCAAUACUGUGGCCAAGUAUGUCAUUGUGCCUGGUAAUCACGCCCGUGCCAUGGGGUGCCCGCUGAGAGGUGUGGGCACCGUACUGAAUGACACAGGAACAGGCGGAUCCAGUCUUAUGGUCUUCCUCAAGAGUGUUCGUAACACCACUCAAAAAGCACUAAUUUUAGAAAGGCCAUCUACUUCAAAAGAAACUGAAAUGUGAUAUAUAUAUAUAUAUGCAGUGUAUGUAUACAUCACAACAUAUAUAUAAUAUUUACAAUAUCCGACAGCUUUUUAUGCACUAGGCUAUUCAUGUUGUUCAAACCCAAUUCCAAAAAAGUUGGGACACUGUACAAAUUGGGAUUAAAAACAGAAAGCUAUGAUGUGGAAGUUUCAAAUUUCACUAUUUUAUUUAGAAUACAACA